AUGCGUUCCUCUAUGAUGUCCAUGGUGGUUCUGGGCGCAGCUCUUGCAUCUGCUGCCCCAACUCGCGUCUCUACCUUGGUCAAGCGUGCUUCCAGCUCUUGCACCUUCAACUCGGCCGCCAGUGCCAGCGCCAGCGCCAAGUCAUGCUCGACCGUUGUGCUGGACAGCAUUGAGGUUCCCGCCGGCGAGACCUUGGACCUUUCUGACCUUGCGUCUGGCACCAAGGUCAUCUUCGAGGGCGAGACUACCUUCGGCUACGAGGAGUGGGAUGGACCUCUCAUUCGUAUCUCAGGCUCCAACAUCAUCGUUGCCGGUACUUCCAACCACACCAUCAAUGGUGGAGGAGAGCGCUGGUGGGACGGCGAGGGGACCAAUGGUGGAAAGACCAAGCCCAAGUUCUUUUAUGCCCACGAUCUGGAUGAUUCGACCAUCACUGGCCUGAACGUCAAGAACACGCCCGUCCAGGCCUUUAGCGUUCAGUCGGAUAACUUGAUCCUAAACCGUAUCACAAUCGACAACUCGGACGGUGAUGAUAACGGCGGUCAUAACACCGAUGCCUUUGAUGUUGGCGAGAGCAAUGGCGUUACCAUCAGUAAUGCCGUUGUCAAGAACCAGGAUGACUGCUUGGCCGUUAACUCUGGUACUAACAUCGUCUUCACCGGUGGUACCUGCUCUGGCGGCCACGGACUCUCCAUCGGCUCCGUGGGCGGGCGCGACGACAACACCGUCAGCAAUGUUACAAUCUCCCACUCAACCGUCUCCAACUCCGCCAACGGCAUCCGCAUCAAGACCAUCUCCGGCGCCACCGGCAAAGUCUCGGGUGUAACCUUCAACAACAUCCAGCUCUCUGGCAUCACCGACUACGGCGUUGUCAUUGAGCAGGACUACGAAAAUGGCAGCCCGACCGGCACUCCCACUACCGGCGUCCCUAUUACCGACCUGACUGUGAAGCAGGUUACUGGAUCUGUUGAGAGCGAUGCUACUCCGGUUUAUAUCCUGUGUGGCGAUGGUAGCUGCUCGGACUGGACUUGGUCAAGUGUGGAUGUCACUGGCGGGGAGUCGAGCUCUAAGUGUGAGAAUGUGCCUUCUGGUGCUUCUUGCUAA
Molecule: messenger RNA, 1104 nt
Organism: Penicillium cataractarum
Lineage: Eukaryota; Fungi; Ascomycota; Eurotiomycetes; Eurotiales; Aspergillaceae
Product: glycoside hydrolase family 28 protein
Exons: 3
Coding region: 1-1104 (367 amino acids)
Biological process (GO): pectin catabolic process
Cellular component (GO): extracellular region
Molecular function (GO): polygalacturonase activity
Source: RefSeq, a predicted model, not a curated record